This is a messenger RNA of Cylicostephanus goldi, 309 nucleotides long. The record is from the annotation of a GenBank genome assembly. NCBI's taxonomy places the organism in Eukaryota, Metazoa, Nematoda, Chromadorea, Rhabditida, Strongylidae.
AUGCAAGCUAUGGCGAAGAGGCUCCUUGAGGUCGAUCCCAACCUCAGUCGCGUUCGUUUCGAGCUCGUCCCCAAACAACUGACUGAAGAGAAAUUCUGGCAUAACUACUUCUAUCGCGUUUCCCUCAUAAGGCAAUCUUUGAUGGCAAAUGCAUCGGAAGCUCAUGCUAGAAAGCCAUCACCCGCACCUGCCGCCGACAAACCAUCAUCAUCUGAAGCUUCGGAAACUUCCUCUGUCAAGGAGACACCAUCCGUGCCUGCUGAGAAACCGACACCAUCUGUUUCUGAGAAGAAGUCAUCACCAUCUGAG